UACGCAUGCGUACCUGGGUGUCUGUGCUCCAGGCUGCUCUUGCUCGCUAGUUUUGUUCCGCCGACUUCUCCCGAAAGAGCGCCUACUGGAGAGUAAAUAUGUCAACGAGCGACUUCUAUUUGAGAUAUUAUGUUGGGCACAAGGGGAAGUUUGGACACGAGUUCCUGGAAUUUGAAUUCAGACCCGACGGUAAACUGAGAUAUGCGAACAACAGUAACUACAAGAACGACGUCAUGAUCAGGAAAGAGGCGUACGUACACAAGAGUGUGAUGGAGGAGCUGAAGAGGAUCAUCGAUGACAGUGAGAUCACCAAGGAAGACGAUGCUCUGUGGCCGCCUCCCGACAGAGUGGGCAGACAGGAACUGGAGAUCGUCAUUGGUGACGAACACAUUUCAUUCACAACUUCCAAAAUUGGCUCCCUGAUUGAUGUCAACCAGUCAAAGGACCCCGAAGGUCUUCGCGUGUUCUACUACCUGGUGCAAGAUCUGAAGUGUCUCGUCUUCAGUCUCAUCGGCCUGCACUUCAAGAUCAAGCCCAUCUAAAAAAAAAAAUCUGGAUUUGUUCGUUUUAAUUGCUUUAGCUGAUGUUUCUGUUGUUGAACUACCGCAUUUUGUACAUUUGCUUUUGAUGGAACAGUUUUUUUAUUUUAAAUAAAGGGUGAGGAAAAUCUUA
Scophthalmus maximus (turbot) is the source of this 672-nucleotide messenger RNA. It is a transcript of the gene magoh, whose product is annotated as mago homolog, exon junction complex subunit. NCBI's taxonomy places the organism in Eukaryota, Metazoa, Chordata, Actinopteri, Pleuronectiformes, Scophthalmidae. The transcript is spliced from 5 exons. The record is from RefSeq and is a predicted model, not a curated record. Bases 99 to 542 code for a protein of 147 amino acids. Gene Ontology annotation, cellular component: catalytic step 2 spliceosome; exon-exon junction complex; nucleus. Gene Ontology annotation, biological process: RNA splicing.